AUGGCAACACAACACAAUAACAAUAAACGUCGAGGGCGGCCCAGUGUCCGUAAUCCUGAAGAUCAACAAGAAUCUCCUAGAGAUUCAGAAAACCUCGUUGAUGCGGCAACUCGCCUUAUAGAGGUUUUCACUAGUGGGCAAACCGCCAUGCAAGUACAAGUCCCACAUCUGACUGCUUUUGAUCGCUUCUGCAAACAGCAUCCUCCGUUGUUUGAUGGCAAGGGUACGGAAUUAGAUGCAGAUAAUUGGUUAGAGCGCUUGGAGAAAAUUUUCAGUGUAAUCAGCUGUACCGAGGAACAAAAGGUAGAAUUUGCAGCAUAUAACUUGGCUGAUGUGGCCAAUGGGUGGUGGAAGGCCACUCGCGGAUUUAUUCAGCAGGAAUUGGGCGAAGCUAUCCCUAUAUCAUGGAAUAAAUUUAAAGAGGCAUUUAAUGACCGGUUCUUUCCUGUAUCCAUUCGAGAGGCCAAGGCCCGAGAGUUUGCUGACUUGAAACAAGGGACAAUGACAGUGAGACAGUAUGCAUCAAAAUUUGUGGAGUUGUCGAGAUUUGCCCCACACUUGGUCCACACCGAGGCACUGAAGGCUGAGAAGUUUGAGCGAGGCCUAAACCCCAGAAUUAUGGACUCCCUUCUUGCAUUGAAGAUUAGAAAGUUCGCGGACUUGGAAGAUAGAGCAGUGAUACUUGAGGAGAAUUUACGAGUCCGGGCAGGGGAAUUCAGUCAAAGGAAGAGGCCAUUUUAUGCCAUGGAGCAAAAUAAGGGCAAGAGACCUAUGUACAGCCCGGUGCCCAAGCCAAUCCAAGUGGUCAAACCUCCCCAACGUGGUACAACAGCACCUCACCCCGCAUGCCAAAAUUGUGGCAAACGUCAUGCUGGGAAGUGCCUUAUGGGGACUAACAUCUGCUUUAAAUGUGGUAAGAUAGGUCAUUUGGCACGGGAGUGUACAAUGCUUGUGGCCCCUAAUACUCAAGUGCAGAAUCAAGGGCAGAAGAAUCCAGCACCGGCUCGAGUUUUCGCGUUAACAUUUGAUGAUGCUGAUACUUCUCCUAAUGUGGUAACAGCGAGAGAGCACCUGAACCUCUUGAGCCAGUGA
Messenger RNA from Carya illinoinensis, 1092 nucleotides. RefSeq lists its product as uncharacterized. The record is from RefSeq and is a predicted model, not a curated record. Gene Ontology annotation, molecular function: nucleic acid binding; zinc ion binding. The transcript has 2 exons. Lineage: Eukaryota; Viridiplantae; Streptophyta; Magnoliopsida; Fagales; Juglandaceae. Bases 1 to 1092 code for a protein of 363 amino acids.